Messenger RNA from Phyllostomus hastatus (greater spear-nosed bat), 1771 nucleotides. RefSeq names its product protein phosphatase 2 regulatory subunit B''gamma (gene PPP2R3C). Gene Ontology annotation, biological process: cortical cytoskeleton organization; T cell homeostasis; regulation of dephosphorylation. The record is from RefSeq and is a predicted model, not a curated record. Gene Ontology annotation, cellular component: spindle; centrosome. The transcript has 14 exons. Bases 301 to 1662 code for a protein of 453 amino acids. Lineage: Eukaryota; Metazoa; Chordata; Mammalia; Chiroptera; Phyllostomidae.
AGGCGAUUUUGAAGGCUUGAAUGGCAGACAGUGCUGACCGGCAGUAUUGAACGUGUCUGUUACUUUCAGGGGAAUCUUUAGGGCCUGCAGUUAUUCGCAAGGAAAUGUCAAAGGAUUCCUGAGUCACGUGGUGCCCACGCGUCAAAGGCCCAAGAUGAAAUAAAACCGGCUUCCGCCAGUGUCCAAGAUGGCGGUUGAGCAGCCUUCCCGGUCUUUCCGAGGUUAGGUGGUGUGUGACUUCUGAGCUAGCGGCGGGUGUAGUGGUGAGCAUAUGCCAGGGCUGCUUCGCGGGAGUCAUUCAUGGACUGGAAAGAAGUUCUUCGCCGGCGGAUCGCGAUGUCCAACAUCGUUCCAAACAAAAAAAAAAGUGAACAAGAAUUAAAAGAUGAAGAAAUGGAUUUAUUUACCAAAUACUAUUCAGAAUGGAAAGGAGGUAGAAGAAACACAAAUGAAUUCUAUAAGACCAUUCCCCGGUUUUAUUAUAGGCUACCAGCUGAAGAUGAAGUCUUAUUACAGAAAUUAAGAGAGGAAUCCAGAGCGGUCUUUCUGCAGAGGAAGAGCAGAGAACUCUUAGAUAAUGAAGAAUUACAGAACUUAUGGUUUUUGCUGGACAAGCACCAGACACCACCCAUGAUUGGAGAGGAAGCAAUGAUUAAUUAUGAAAAUUUUUUGAAGGUUGGUGAAAAAGCUGGACCAAAGUGCAAGCAAUUUUUCACAGCAAAAGUCUUUGCUAAACUCCUUCAUACAGAUUCUUAUGGAAGAAUUUCCAUCAUGCAGUUCUUUAAUUAUGUCAUGAGAAAAGUUUGGCUUCAUCAGACAAGAAUAGGACUCAGUUUAUAUGAUGUAGCAGGACAAGGAUAUCUUCGGGAAUCUGAUUUAGAAAACUACAUAUUGGAACUUAUCCCUACUUUGCCACAAUUAGAUGGACUGGAAAAAUCUUUUUAUUCCUUUUAUGUUUGUACAGCUGUUAGGAAAUUCUUCUUCUUUUUAGACCCUCUAAGAACAGGGAAGAUAAAAAUUCAAGAUAUUUUAGCAUGCAGCUUCCUAGAUGAUUUAUUGGAGCUAAGGGAUGAGGAACUGUCCAAGGAGAGUCAAGAAACAAAUUGGUUUUCUGCUCCUUCUGCCCUCAGGGUAUAUGGCCAGUAUUUGAAUCUUGAUAAGGAUCACAAUGGCAUGCUCAGUAAAGAAGAGCUCUCCCGCUAUGGGACGGCAACCAUGACCAACGUCUUCUUAGACCGUGUUUUCCAGGAGUGUCUCACUUAUGAUGGAGAAAUGGACUAUAAGACCUACCUGGAUUUUGUUCUUGCAUUAGAAAACCGAAAAGAACCUGCAGCUUUGCAGUAUAUUUUCAAAUUGCUUGAUAUUGAGAACAAGGGAUAUCUGAAUGUCUUUUCCCUUAAUUACUUCUUUAGGGCCAUACAGGAACUAAUGAAAAUCCAUGGACAAGAUCCUGUUUCAUUUCAAGAUGUCAAGGAUGAAAUCUUCGACAUGGUAAAACCAAAGGAUCCUUUGAAAAUUUCUCUUCAGGAUUUAAUCAACAGUAAUCAAGGAGACACAGUCACCACCAUUCUGAUCGAUCUAAAUGGCUUCUGGACUUACGAGAACAGGGAAGCCCUUGUUGCAAAUGACAAUGAAAAUUCUGCAGACCUUGAUGAUACAUGAUCUCUCAAAGACUAGACUAUAUUCAUUAAGAUAAGUUGAAUGCUGUAUGUAAAACCUUUGAAGCAGAAUCCUUAGAAAUGGUCUAAAUAAAACACUUCACAUGCCUAUA